CAACCUACCGCCGUGACCAAAUCCUCCCUCUUCACCACCACCAACUCUCCUCUAUUACGCCUAACAUCACCACCUAUUCAGCUGUGUUUUGAUCAUUCAUAUUUCAAUUGGGAGAUGGCGGCUUAUGGUGCUGCGGUUUCUCUCAAGAAUACCAUUCAGAGUCUUCUACAAUCGUCUCGCCUUUCGCUGGAUCCUGCCUCUUCAGAAAUCUUACAACAGGUGUACGACGCCAUGGCCAGCUUAAUGCAGGACGUUCUGCUAAACUUGGACGACACCGGCUAUAGCAAGAUCAGGACGGAGGUGAAUGCUUUGGAUGAACAAAUCAAAGAGGUCGUAUGGGAAUUCGAAGAUCUACUAGAAUCCCAUAUCUACGAUCAGAUUCUUCCACAACUUGAAAGCUCGCCGGGAGGUGAAAGGGAUCACUUGUUUUUGUUUGUAGAUCUUCGGAGUCUGGUAGAGCAUGUUAAUUCUUUCAUGGUGGUGGUGACGUUGAUGCAGUUGAACUACGAUAUUGAACUGAUGAAUAUGCCGGAAGAAGAAGGUGAACCUAUUCCCUCAAGAAUUGAUUUUGGUGGAAUCAAUUCAAAGAUGGUUGGUUUAUCAGAUCAAUUUGAACAGGUCCGAGAUGAUCUAUUCAACGAUGAAGGGGAAUUGUUAUUAGUUACUGGGAUGGCAGGGGUUGGAAAGACCACUCUUGUUAAGAAAGUAUUUGAUGAUCCAUCGAUUCAGAGACAUUUCGAGCAUCGAGCAUGGGUCAAAGUGGGCAGAAAAUGUGAAUUGAAUGAAACACUACGAUGCAUUCUAGCUCAAGUGGAUCCCAACACUCACCAUCAAAUGCUUACACAAGGAGAUGACGAUGAUGAUAAAUUAAUUGGACUCUUGGGAGAGAGGUUAAAGGAGAAAAAGUGCCUCAUUGUUUUGGAUGAUGUUUGGGAUAUAUUUCUUCCAAUACAAGUAAGAGCUUACUUGCCAAAAGAAAGUGUUCGAUUGUUGCUUACAAGCAGGAUAAGAAGUGUUAAACCAUCUCUGACUCAAGUAGUACGCAUGUUGAAUAAAGAAGAAAGUAAGAAAUUACUUGGUGAGAAGGUGUUUGGUGAAAAGAUAUUUGGUGAAAAGGGUUUCCCUCCGAACCUUGAGGAAUUGGGAGAGAAGAUUGCCAAAAAAUGCGAAGGUCUUCCACUUUUGAUAGUCACAGUUGCAGAGCUAUUAUCAAAAGAAGAAAAGACCCAAGAGUACUGGGCAGAAGUAGCUGAAACACAACAUAAUUCAAUUUUCGUGGAUGCGUACGAUCAAAUAUCGGAGGUACUUUUCCCAAGCUAUGACUACUUACCUCAACAUUUAAAAAUGUUAUUUCUCUAUUUGGGAGCUUUCCCUCCUUAUUGUGAUAUUGACGCACACACCCUCCUCGAUCGGAUAAUUGCUGAAGGAUUUCUUGAACGGAUGGGAAAUAAAACAUGGGAAGAUUUUAUGAUAGAAUGGAUGGCAGAUCUUGUUGAAAAUCAUAAUCUUUUAUUAUUCGAAUUCAAACGAGGAUCUUGGUUUUCUAAGAAAAUGUUGCGCGUGCAUUCUUGUUGGCAGCAUGUGUGUAAGAAAGAAGCUAGUAAAAUCAAGUUUUUACAUGUUUUACAAAGUUGUGAUGAUGUUUUGAAAGAUCAACGUCGACUGUGUGCCCAUUUCAACCCUUUAUUUGCCUUCAAAGAAGUGUAUGAUUCUAUAAAUAGAGAUUGUGCAUCCACUGUCCGUUCACUCCUUUGUUUGGGUCCUUACGACAAAUAUCCGAUCCCAAUACAUGCAAUGCAUUUCAAACUUCUCAGGGUGCUUGAUGUUGAUAGGCCCCGAUUUUACCAUAUCCCUCUUGAAAUUAUGAAAUUAGUUUGUCUAAAGUAUAUUGCCUUAACUUGCAACAAAGAGAUCCCUAUUUCUAUAUCCAACCUUUUUCAACUCCAGUUCCUUAUUGUCAAUCGAUAUAUGAUCAUUAAAAAGCGUGGAGCUCUGUCAUAUAUGCCGAUGGAAAUAUGGGACAUGCAAGAACUACAACAUAUUCAGGUCAUGGGAAGAGACCUACCAAUCCCUGAUUAUAAUGUUACUUUGGACAAACUCUCUAGUCUUUUUGGUGUGAGCGUGAAGAGUUGCUCUAGAGAAAUUCUCAAAAGAAUCCCUAAUUUAAAGGAAUUAUCUAUUCUGGCGGAAUGGAAGCCUUAUGAUGAUAAUGAUAGCAACCCAUUGACUAACUUGGGUUAUAUCUCAGAAGAGCUCCAUAAUUUGGAGAGCCUUAGUUACCGUGUAGUGAACCCUGAAAUGAAGUAUGAGUCUACGGUUCCUCUUUCAAUGUUCCCAUCAAGUUUGACAAAGUUGGAGUUGAAUGGCUCAGGGUGUCAAUGGAAGCACAUGAAUGACAUUGGUUCACGGUUACCAAAUCUUAUAACACUCUAUUUACAACACUACGCUUUUCGCGGCCCAGAGUGGGAUAUAGAAUCAGGGUGUUUUCUGAAACUCGAAACACUCGUAAUUGCAGACACAGAUUUAGUGCGACUGAGACCUCAACAUGGAAGCCUCCCGAUGCUCGACCUCCUAAGCAUACGGCAUUGUUACAAAUUAAAGCAACUCGAAUGGACGCGCGAUCCCUCAAUGAUCAAAACUACAAUUGAAUUAGUUGAGUGCAAUCCUUUAGUAGUCGCUUCUGCCAAGCAAUUGAGGCCGGAAUCUCUCUUUACAGUUCGUUGCCACUCUUCAUUUUGAGAUGAGUAGUUGUAGCUAGACUCUCAACUUGGACAACGGACAAUUGAGAGAGCAAAAGGGGCCAGACGCUGUAUUAUUCCAUCAUUUCGAUAGUAGUAUUACCAUGAUGAAUGCUGAUCUAUGUUUGUGUCCGAAACAAUUGUCACUUAGAUUUGUGUAUUAUUUUACAUGCAUUUUCCCUUGUUCAAGUAUUUUAUAUAACCUCUGUGCAUCAUGCAUGAUUUUCACUUUUAUUAAUUUAUACUAUGUUG
Molecule: messenger RNA, 2990 nt
Organism: Salvia hispanica
Lineage: Eukaryota; Viridiplantae; Streptophyta; Magnoliopsida; Lamiales; Lamiaceae
Source: RefSeq, a predicted model, not a curated record